AUGUUCCACGGGAUCGACGCCGACGACGACGCGAGCCUCGAGGACCUUGAGCGAGAACUCGCCGAGUGCGAGCAAGAGCUCGUACUGUGGAAGGUCCGGCACUCCCGCGCGUUGAAGAAGCGGGCGCUCGAGGCUGCAGCGCCGCCAUGCCCGAGCCCCGACGCAUCGCCCGUCGCAGAGCAGCCCAUCGAGCAAGCGGCGCUGUCAACCGAGACGUCGCUGCAAGCAAUUGCGAGCUCACCAGUGCUGCAGAGCCCAUCAUUGCUUGCUCCCAUUGCGAGUCCCACCGCAUUGCCAGCGGUUCAGACGUCAGCGGUGGCUCGAAGCGAAAUGUCUGCGCCCGUCGCUAGCCCAGUACCCAGCUCGAGUCCGAUCUUGGCGGCCAAUCUGACCAUCUCCACGACAACGUCGGCGAGCGCAACGCCGCAGCGCCUCUCGUCGCCGUUGGGCGCUGGCGUCGACGAGAGUAACCAAGAAGAUCGGCGGCUGCUGAUCCAGAAACUCCGCGAAGAAAAAGCCAAGGUCGCCCGUCGGGAAAAGAUCGCCGAGCUCGAGAAGGCUGCGGCCGAAGCGCUCAAGAAGCAGCGCAUUGCGCGGGAAAAGCUCGAGCGCGUCAACCAGCAGCGGGCCGCACCGCCGCCACCGAUCCGCACGACACAAAACAAGCGGCCGCUACCCGUCUCCGCGGCGCCACCUCGGCACGCCAAGCGUCACUUCACGCACAGUACGAUCGUCGACAAGCCGCUGGACCCGGAGGCCAUGGCCCUGCCCAAGGCGGUGGCGCUGCCGCUGUCGUCGCCUAAUGACCUUCUCUCGCAUGUCUUCCGCGUCUGCACGCGGUCGCUCCUGCAAUCCAACAAGCCGCUCUCGGUGCCGCAGCUGCAAGUGCUGUGCCAAGACUACUUUGGGAAGGAGUUCGGUCUCGUCGCCCAGGCCUGCGGCUUGGCGUCGGCCGACCUCGGCCAGCUCCUAUCGCCCUACGCCUUCCUCCGUGUCGCUGUCCAUGGUCUCUCGGCGCCGUCCUCCGCCGUCGACGCGUCGCCGAUCGACGACGGGCUCAUCCCGUCCGUCCGAUGCGACUCGGCCGAUGGCGUCGCAGCGUUCCUCCACGCGUCGCGCGAACGAGUUCAGAGCGUCCUCCAGCUCACAUCGUCGCUGGCGUCGUCGAAGGAGACCGCGCUCCUCGACGUCGUCAAGGCCCAUGCGAUGCUACAUGCAGCGGCGCCACGGCAAACCUUUCUCGAGCUCUGCUGGCCACGCGCGUUGACGUGA
Molecule: messenger RNA, 1272 nt
Organism: Saprolegnia parasitica CBS 223.65
Lineage: Eukaryota; Oomycota; Saprolegniomycetes; Saprolegniales; Saprolegniaceae
Exons: 6
Coding region: 1-1272 (423 amino acids)
Source: RefSeq, a predicted model, not a curated record